AUGAUCUCUAUUUCCUACAAGACCCGCACCACAUGUUUCCUACAAGAUCCAACGUAGGCAUCCGCACAAGACUCAACGUACUGUACAGACACAGAAUCAUCAGAGAAAGAGAGACACAUGAGUGUGGAUAACAAGCCAAAAGCAAUAAUAGUAGGAGGAAGCAUAGCGGGAUUAUCAUGUGCGCACGCCCUCAUUUCAGCAGGAUGGAAUGUUCUUGUGCUUGAGAAAUCAAUCUCGCCUCCUAAGGGCAGCUCAACUGGUGCUGGAAUUGGACUUGACCUUCUUUCUCAGCAGAUCAUCAAGUCAUGGCUUUCCCAAUCUCAGCCUUUUGAAGAACUCAGCUUUCCUCUCACUAUUGAUCAGAAUGUUGUAACAGAUGGAGAUAACACCAUUAGGAUAUUGACAAGAGAUGAGAAGUUCACUUUUAGAGCUGCACAUUGGGCUGAUCUCCAUGGCCUUCUGUACAGUGAUUUACCACAUGAAAUAUUUUUGUGGGGUCACUUGUGCCUUUCUUUCUAUGUUUCCGAAGACAAGACCUCCGUUAAUGUUAAGGCUAAAGCUCUUCAAACUGAUGAGAUUAUAGAGAUAAACGGGGACUUGCUUGUUGCAGCAGAUGGGAGUCUCUCUUCAAUUCGCAGAACUUUUCUUCCUGACCUGAAACUGAGGUAUUCUGGUAACUGUGCUUGGAGAGGGGUGGUUGAUUUUUCAGGAAAAGAGACAUCAGAAACUAUUAUAGGCCUUAGAAAGGUGUAUCCUGAUCUUGGGAACUGCUCAUACUUUCACCUCACUACUGGAAGUCAUAUUGUGCUUUAUGAACUUCGCAAUCAAAAGCUUAAUUGGGUUUGGUAUGUUCAUCAUCCAGAGCCUGAACUGAAGGGAAAUUCAGUUACCAUGAAAGUAAGCAGCGACAUGAUAAACAAUAUGUACCAAGAAGCAGAGAAGGUUUGGCCUCCAGAGUUUGCGGAACUGAUUAAAGAGACAAAGGAGCCUUUUCUAAAUUUUAUAUAUGACUGCGAUCCUCUACAGCAGAUUGUUUGGGAAAAUGUGGUAGUAAUUGGAGAUGCUGCACAUCCGACAACUCCUCAUGGCGCGAGAAGCACAAAUAUGGCAAUUGCAGAUGCUGCGGUAUUGGGUAAAUGUCUUGGGAAGUGGGGAGUGGAAAAUCUGCAUUCAGCACUUGAAGAAUAUCAGCAUCUUCGGCUAACAGUCAGCUCAAAGCAGACUAUUUUGCCUUUAUAUUGUAACUCUCACCAUCUUUUCCAAUCUAGAGAAUAAAUUCUAGGUUUCUUUACUUCUUUUCCAACUUGAGCUUCUAAUAUGAGAGAGGUUAAGAGAACAAAGCUAUAAAAUUCAGAUUCAGUAAA
Molecule: messenger RNA, 1364 nt
Organism: Ricinus communis (castor bean)
Lineage: Eukaryota; Viridiplantae; Streptophyta; Magnoliopsida; Malpighiales; Euphorbiaceae
Product: 6-hydroxynicotinate 3-monooxygenase-like
Exons: 4
Coding region: 118-1275 (385 amino acids)
Molecular function (GO): oxidoreductase activity; FAD binding
Source: RefSeq, a predicted model, not a curated record